CCUAUGUAAGCCCUGGGACGGACGAGGUCCAGCCCACAGCAUCAGGACACGAACCAAGGACUUGCCAGUUGGUUGCAAUUCGAUUUGACGAAACGGGAUUAUCAGCGAGAGGCCAUGAUGGGCUUGUUUAUACUUGCCCUUCUAAGUCUCGUGGCUGGGCAGGAGAUUUCUUCACGAGGAAGACAACUAGGUUUUCAACAUCAACCUUCUGUUUUGGGAUCCAAUCAUUGGUGGGACUUGGUGGAUAUUCACAAGUUGGAUGUACAACGUGAUCCUGCGAAGGAUGUUACUACUACUUCAAAACCGUUCGUGACCUCAGUCAGACAGUUUUAUCCUGGAUUUCCUGGUUCUCCUGGUUCGCCGGGAUCACCUGGUUCUCCUGGUUCUCCGGGUUCACCUGGUUCUCCGGGAUCGCCUGGUUCUCCAGGAUCUCCUGGUUCUCCAGGAUCUCCUGGUUCGCCGGGAUCACCUGGUUCUCCAGGAUCACCUGGUUCUCCGGGAUCACCUGGUUCUCCGGGAUCUCCUGGUUCGCCUGGUUCUCCCGGUGUAGGAGAGAUUCCUAGACCAAUUUCAAGUACUUCGUUGCCUCCAUUACCGCCGACUCCUGCGCCAGGCUGUCUUGGUCUCAGAGGACAAUUUCCAAGUCCCAAAAGUUGUGCGAGUUACCUUAACUGCUGGGACGAUGUGGUGAUUGAACAACAAUGUCCUGGUGGACUCUUGUUCAACGACCUCAACGGUGUUUGCGACUUUGAGUACAACGUCAAUUGCGGUAGCAGACCUGGUCCCACGCCUAAACCGCCUUUACCACCCGGAUCCAAAUACUGCUCAGAUCUAAAUGGGCGAUACAGAAGUUCGACCAACUGUUCGGUAUUCUAUGUAUGCCUGCACGGUCGUCCAAUCAAGUUCAGCUGUCCCCGUGGACUCGUGUACAGUGAUGAACUGGGCGUAUGCGACUACCCUUACAAAGUAGACUGCCAAGGAGCUGCCACACCAAAGCCACCACCACCAAUUACGCCAAUAAUCGAGCCAAUAACACCAACACCUCAUCCUCCGCGUCCUCAAUAUCCUCAACCUCAGCCACCUCAACCUCAACCACCUCAACCUCAACAACCUCUACCUCAACCACCUCAACCUCAGCCACCGUACAUCCCAAAUCCCUAUCCAACACAACCAUCAACGCCUCAACCACCAAUAACAUACCCUCCUCAACCAGGAUAUCCUCCACCAGUCUCUUACCCCGGCAAUCCCUGGUUGACCAAGGUAGAGCCAGACCCCUGGCAUCAGCGACCUGUUGCUUCUCAAAUAGAAUUAGACCUUAAGAAUCAGGCACAGCAGCCGCCUUCGGUAGUAGGAGCUCUUGCUGACGAGACGCAGACACCCAUCAUACAACACCCUUGGGGAUUAGUACAGGCACUUCCAGCAGAGCUGACGAAAGCGCCCUGCGAAAAUGGAAAUGUACACAGACUGACGGAUUCUUGCAGCAGCGUCGUGGUCUGCAGGAACAGUCGUCCUCAGUUGGUGCAGUGUCCAUCAGGUCAAAUAUAUGACAAACCAUCAGACUCCUGCAGACACUUUACUAUUGCUAAAUGCUAACCGAGAAGCCAUCUAGAACUUCCGCUCUGUAAUGCAAGCUUGAAUAAAUGAAUUUUUAUAUCUAAA
This is a messenger RNA of Cephus cinctus (wheat stem sawfly), 1659 nucleotides long. Its product is annotated as leucine-rich repeat extensin-like protein 5. The transcript is spliced from 6 exons. Gene Ontology annotation, cellular component: extracellular region. The coding region runs from base 115 to 1593 and encodes 492 amino acids. Lineage: Eukaryota; Metazoa; Arthropoda; Insecta; Hymenoptera; Cephidae. The record is from RefSeq and is a predicted model, not a curated record. Gene Ontology annotation, molecular function: chitin binding.